Molecule: messenger RNA, 423 nt
Organism: Lactuca saligna
Lineage: Eukaryota; Viridiplantae; Streptophyta; Magnoliopsida; Asterales; Asteraceae
Source: the annotation of a GenBank genome assembly
AUGGCCGGAAAGGGUGGGAAGGGCUUAUUGGCCGGAAAAACACUGGCGGCAGAAGCAGCGAACAAGGACAAAGAUAAGAAGAUGUCGAUUUCCCGAUCUGUUAGAACUGUCCUGGAGUUUCCAGUAGGGAGGAUUAAUCGCCAUUUGAAAACUAGAACUUCUGCAAAUGGACGUGUUGGAGCCACUGCUGCUAUUUACUCUACUGCCAUUCUUGAGUACUUAACUGCUGAGGUGCUUGAGUUAGCUGGAAACGCUAGCAAAGAUUUGAAGGGUCACCAUGCUGUGUGUGUAAGUGAAUUGCUCCCGCCAUUACCCCACCCUUUAGAGACCUACAACUGUCCACAAGAACAACCAUUCACCUCAUCAUUACCAUUGGCUCAACUAACCAGACUGAGUCUCCUCAGAGAAAGAUCAUGUGAUUGA